CCGCGGCUGUAUUGGUUGGACGAGUACGGUUCGUUGCAAACAGUACCAUACGGUGCCCACGGACACGGAGCCAAUUUCAUUUUGUCUAUUCUGGAUCAGGGCUACCGACCAGAUCUGGAUCGACAACAAGCCGCGGACCUGUUGCGCCGGUGCUUUGCACAGUUGCGUACACGCUACGUGAUUAAUUCU
Phaeodactylum tricornutum CCAP 1055/1 is the source of this 189-nucleotide messenger RNA. RefSeq lists its product with no specific name. Lineage: Eukaryota; Bacillariophyta; Bacillariophyceae; Surirellales; Neidiaceae. The record is from RefSeq and is a predicted model, not a curated record. Gene Ontology annotation, cellular component: proteasome core complex. The annotation marks the transcript as partial. The transcript has a single exon.